Molecule: messenger RNA, 480 nt
Organism: Heterostelium album PN500
Lineage: Eukaryota; Evosea; Eumycetozoa; Acytosteliales; Acytosteliaceae
Product: Got1/Sft2-like family vesicle transport protein
Exons: 3
Coding region: 1-480 (159 amino acids)
Biological process (GO): vesicle-mediated transport
Cellular component (GO): membrane
Source: RefSeq, a predicted model, not a curated record
AUGGAUUCAAUAAAGAGUUUAUUGGGAAAUAAUGAACAACCCAAAGAAGAUCAAUCUGUUUGGGAAGAGAUCAACAAUCAAUGUUCGUUAUCUUGGACUCAAAGACUGAUUGGUUUCGGUAUUAGUGCAGGUUUAGGUUUAUUCUUUUCAUUUUUAGCAUUUUUGUUCUUGGCAUCACCAACAUCAUUUGCAUUUCUAUAUACAGUCGGUAAUAUAUGUAUGCUUCUAGCAACAGGUUUUAUUGUGGGUCCAGUGAAACAAUUCAAGAAUAUGAUGCAACCAACACGUGCAAUCUGUGCUAUCGUUUUUGUAUUAUCGAUGAUUCUUACUUUAGUUGCUGUUUUCUCUGGAUGGAGUUUUAUUUUAAUCAUCUUUUUAAUUAUUUUCCAAGUUUGUGCAUUGUUAUACUAUAUAUUUUCAUACAUUCCAUACGGAAGAGAAUGUCUAAGAGGUAUCUGUGGCUCUGUUGUUUCCGUUUAA